CUACAAGCCGAUCUUCUGCUGGAUACUGCUCUUCCAUGUUAGUUGUUUCAUUGCGAGUUCUGCCGUGCAAUUGAUUUCCCGUAUCGAAGAGAUCGACCUCGAUACAGGGAGCAGCUGGGGAAGGCCUCGUAACGGGGUUUGUGACCUGAGCAUCCGCCGUCUAGCGUCUGGGAAUGUGUGAUGUAGUAGAUGGAAUCAUUGGCUUUGAGGCGGAGGGGUAGACGUCUUAGAUAUGCUGAUCUAGCAUGGGCAGAUUCUCCGAUCAAAGAUCUUUCCUCGGCGGUGCCAUAUCUACGGCUGCGUCUCCUUUAAGGAAUGGUUUUGUGGAGGUUAACUGUCGGUCACCAGUUACCCCACGACGGAUUCAACCGCCGUCUUCCCACGGCCCCGAAAGGCUGUGGAAUAUCAAUACCAAUCCGCCUCGAUAUGGAGCGUACAGCAACUUGCCAUAUCUACCUACGCCGCGGGGUUUUUCGUUAACAGAAUCUGGGAAAGAUCAGGCCGGGCGACAUGACAACUACAUAUCAUCAAGCACCACGCUCAUUUCUCCAUCUACCAGCUCCUCAUUCCUCCCUCUCACUCCCAGCUUCCCUGCUCCCCCAGUGGAAAAGCUGGGAACGUUCUCCGCAAUCAAUAUCAUCCUCGGUAAGACUGUCGGGGUAGGUAUCUACAGCAUCCCCUCCUCGAUCCUGACCUCCGUCGGCUCAGUCGGGGCCUGCAUCACGCUCUGGAUCCUUGGUUCCCUGAUAUCUUACUGCGGUCUCGCCGUUUACCUGGACCUCGGAACGGGAAUUCCUCGCUCUGGUGGAGAGCGUGUGUACCUUGAGCGUAUCUUCACGAGGCCGCGGAUGCUGGCUACGUGUUGCUUUAUGGCCUACGUUGUACUCUUGGGGUUCAGCACGCCGAAUUGCAUAGUGCUGGGGGAGUACGUGAUGACUGUCGCUGUGGGCGUCAUUACCUUGACUUGUGUCAUACAUGCAAAGUAUCAGAAGCUUGGACUACGCAUCAUCAAUGUGUUGGGCGUGGGGAAGAUGCUCAUUCUCGUUAUUGUCAUCCUUUCCGGGCUUGCGGGAGCAUUUAUGGGCGUUGGGUCUUCGAAUCUCCCUUCUCUCGAGCGUCGACGAUUAUCCCUUGAAGUAGGAGACACCCGUUCUACAGCGCAGAGGAAUUUUUCCAAUCUCUUCGCCGGUUCCUCGACGCAACCACACGACUACGCCACUGCUCUCCUUAAGAUCCUCUACUGCUUUCGCGGCUACAGCACCGCGAACAACGUCCUCUCCUCCCUACACAAUCCGAUCCCCACCCUCCGCGUUGCUGCCCCCGUCGCGCUCUCUCUCGUCUCGAUUGGCUACAUUCUCGCCAACAUUUCCUACUUCCUAGUCGUCGAACUCUCCGAUUUUAGAUCCAGCGGAACAGUUAUUGCCGGCCACUUCUUCAAGACCAUCUUCGGCGAGCUCGUCGGCGAGAACAUCCUUCCGCUCUUCAUCAUCGUCAGCGCCUUUGGAAACAUCGCCGCGACCAGCUUCGCGCAGGCACGAGUGAACCAAGAACUCGGCCGCGAUGGCCUCCUACCUUUCCCACGGUUCUGGUCUCUCCCCCACGAUCUCGACCCUCCGCUCGCGGGCCUCGCACUGCAUUGGCUCGUCAGCGUGCUCGUGAUCAUCAUCCCGCCGCCGGGCGCCAUCUACGAAUUCCUCGUCGACAUCGGCGGCUACCCAGUCUCCGUCAUCAGCGUCGCCAUCUCGCUGGGGCUGCUCUACCUGCAGACAUCCCCGCGCGAACACUGGAAUAGCCCGUUCCGCGCCCGCAAGAUCUAUACGCUGGUCUUCGCGGCUAGUAAUUGCCUCCUGCUUGUCAUGCCCUGGAUCCGCCCGGAUCUGCAGAAGGGCGAUCCCAGGUUCCCGUACUAUGCAUACCCGGCGACGGCGCUGGCGGUCUUGGGCACUGGUGUGCUGUACUGGAUCUGGUGGGCGCAUGGGAGGAGGUUGGAGAUGGGAAUGUGGUUGUGAUGCACACUGAUGGUGGAAUAGGUAUGUAGGAUGGUGGAGAAUGGGGGAUUGAUGUGAGGUUGGGAUGUGUGACGAUCGAGCGGCUUGGAUCUACAGUGGCAGG
Messenger RNA from Amorphotheca resinae ATCC 22711, 2112 nucleotides. RefSeq lists its product as hypothetical. Gene Ontology annotation, cellular component: membrane. Bases 246 to 2009 code for a protein of 587 amino acids. NCBI's taxonomy places the organism in Eukaryota, Fungi, Ascomycota, Leotiomycetes, Helotiales, Amorphothecaceae. The transcript is spliced from 4 exons. Gene Ontology annotation, molecular function: L-amino acid transmembrane transporter activity. Gene Ontology annotation, biological process: amino acid transmembrane transport. The record is from RefSeq and is a predicted model, not a curated record.